AUGUUGUCUGACACCAUAAUGAAGGCUAUCUUUUUAGUAUUCCUCUUGCCUUUUGUGCUAGACUGCAUAACAGCAGACGAAGAAUAUUACGUUUUACAAAAAGUGGAUCUGUCGGAAUCAAGCAACAUAGUUGGAGUGAUGAAAAAUUUUAUGAACUGUUUACUUGAGAGAAGUCCUUGCUCUGAAGCUUUUGAGGGCUACAGACUUUGCAUACCAGAGGCGUUUCAGCAAGCCUGCAAAAAAUGUAGUCCAGAACAGAAGCGAUUCGCUGCCAAGUUUCUCGAAUCUCUCAAAGAUAAGAUGCCUCAAGAUUAUAAUGACUUCAUAAAAAAAUAUGAUCCCGAAAACAAAUACUUCGAUGCCCUUCAAGCAGAAUUAAACAAAUUCAUUUAA
Danaus chrysippus (African queen) is the source of this 393-nucleotide messenger RNA. The record is from the annotation of a GenBank genome assembly. NCBI's taxonomy places the organism in Eukaryota, Metazoa, Arthropoda, Insecta, Lepidoptera, Nymphalidae.